Hypomesus transpacificus is the source of this 3638-nucleotide messenger RNA. Its product is annotated as calcium uniporter regulatory subunit MCUb, mitochondrial-like. Gene Ontology annotation, molecular function: calcium channel inhibitor activity. NCBI's taxonomy places the organism in Eukaryota, Metazoa, Chordata, Actinopteri, Osmeriformes, Osmeridae. Gene Ontology annotation, biological process: calcium import into the mitochondrion; mitochondrial calcium ion homeostasis. The record is from RefSeq and is a predicted model, not a curated record. Gene Ontology annotation, cellular component: uniplex complex; mitochondrial inner membrane. Bases 607 to 1620 code for a protein of 337 amino acids. The transcript has 8 exons.
CUUGAAGAAUCUGUUGCUAAUGUUUUGGAGCCGGAUAUCACGAGGCACCUCCAGGGGUUUUACAGAGUCUGUCCCUCGGCGGGUGGACGCUGUUUUUGUGGCACACUGAGGACCAACGGCAUGGGCAGGUGGUCUGGAUGUUUUGGAUAAUUGGUGUACAUGCAUGUUACAUGAUAUAGGAAUACAUACAGAACGUAAAUUGCAUACAUGCACAUUCACACGAACCGGAACGCGUGUAUCCGUUUAUUUAAUAUGUAUUGUAGGGGACAUGCAAAAGGCACGACACGUGAGGGAGGAUAUUUAACGCAAGUUUCCUUACGUUUUUUUGAGACGUUACUCUAUCGGUGUUCAAAACUAACCUCGCUAAUGACAGCCACAAUAGCGCAGAGAUACCACUGGAUGGCACCUGUGUCACUUGGAGGAAAUACACAGAUACUCUAUUCUCUCUCUCUAGCGCGCUCUCUCUUUUUCCUGUCAUCUCAUACGCCCAGUUGAGACUGUAAACAUUCCGUUGUUCGCCGGAGUACGGCCAGCCUGCACAUUGCAUCCGAAAGAAGCGGAACCCCACACUAUGCCAAAACGUCUGGAUUUAUUUUGAAGGUGGAUAUGGCUUCGUUGCGAAUGGUCGUCAAACCUGUCAGAGUUUUCGGAUGUAACGUGCCCUUCCACUCCGCACUCAAUACAACUCUUUCUCCGGUUACGUUACUUCAGAAGACUCUGCCAAGGCAACCACAAUGGAGACGGCAGCAGUAUUUCUUCUGUAGUACAUCGACGCCCUCUAGUGAUGUGUGUGUCCAGUAUAGGCACGACCGGGUGGUGCUCGAGGUGACGCUGCCCUCCAGACAGGAGCGAUGUCAGUUCUUCCUGCGGCCCGUCGUCAUGACGGCGGGAGAGCUGCUGUCUGAGCUGCAGAGGGAGGACCCCGGGGUCACAGCCAGACUGCUCACCAAGGAUGGAGAGAAGGUGUCUUCCAGCACUCUGAUGGAAACCCUGCUGAGACAAGACUUCCAGCUGCUCAUCAAUGGGGCUGUCCACCUGGUCCAGCCCCCUCCCCCCCCAGGGGCUGUGUGCAGUGAGCGUGUCCUGGGCUGCGAGGACAUGAAGCACCUGGUCCACAGGCUCCACUCAGCCCUGCACCUGUCAGAGCACCAGCAGCUGCAAGAGAGAAACCUGCUGGAGAGACUAGACCAGCUCCAGCAGAAACUCUGCCCCCUAGAGGAGAUGAAGGUCCAGAUCGCGGGCAGGGCUGAGUCCCAGGCCUCGCGGGCCCUGUGGGGGGGCCUGGCCCUGCUGUCGGUGCAGGGCGGGGCCCUGGCCUGGCUCACCUGGUGGGUGUACUCCUGGGACGUGAUGGAGCCUGUCACCUACUUCCUCACCUACGCCACCAGCAUGGCUGUGUUCUCCUACUUUGUCCUCACCAAGCAGGACUAUGUGUAUCCUGAUGCCAAAGACAGGAAGUUCCUGCAUUACUUCUACAGAGGAGCCAAGAGGCAUGGCUUCGAUGUGGAACGCUACAACCAGCUGACAGAGCAGCUUGUUCGGGUGAAAGACGACUUGAGACGUCUAAGAAAUCCAACCCAACUGCAGCUACCAGUGGAACAGCUCCAGACCAAGCCAUGAAGACACACACACACAAUAUAAACCCUAACACACACACACACACAGAAUACAUAAACCCUAACACACACACACACACAGAAGACAUAAACCCUAACACACAGAAUAUGAGACUGAAGCUCAUUUAUUUCUCUUUAUUUUGAUAAUGGUGCCUUUUAUUACUGGUCCUGCAAAUCAUUUUGUGUUUUGUUUACAAUUGAAGGAAACUAAAGUAUUUAAAUAAAAAUGUGACUGCAUUUCCUGUGUACCGUAUGUUCUGUACCCCGGUGUUUGUGUGGAUUGUUCUGGAUCAAUGUAAAAAAAAAAAAAAUGAAUUCCAUAAAUCUUUUUUUUUAUUUUUUAUUGCACUUCAAUCCAGAAGUUUCUUUAAAUGAUGGAGAACCCCAAACCACCUCACCCACAACACAAAACAAACACGACUGGAAAAGAACCAGGAAAACACCGCUCCCUCUGUCAGGUCUAUAAAAGUGUAUAAAACUCAUCACCCCUAAAGAAACUAGCGUUACACUGUGGUCAUCUGUGACUGGUCAACAAAUCUCCCUCUUUCGGUCCCCUCACAAAAAUAUAAUACAAAGUGUCCAGCACCUUCUAAGUGACUUAACUGUUGCUCGUGUGCUGACAUCUUUAGUGUUGUGUCCUAUGAUUUAAACAUUUGAAUAAAAACAGAUGACCUGAUUUGGUCAUUGUCUGUCACGUUAUAAUGGUAAAGUAACCUGAGUUUGUCAGUUCAUGUUAAACAAACGCACCUGUAUGUCUGUCACUCCUUACAGCUUGUAACUAAACAGGUUUUACAGUACUUAAUACACAACUCGCUGGCAACAAGAGUUGUCACGCUACAAACCAUAAGGACGAAGGAAUUGGUCGUCGAAAGACAAUUAAGACGCUUUGUCGAUUUAUUUAAACGAUGGCACUAGGGGUUCUGCUCUGGGGACUGGGACUGUGUGUUUUGGGCUUCCUGAGUUUUGUGUUGGACCAUGUGACAGGUCCCUCAGGCAGCCUCCUACUUUUCGUACCAGAGUUGUUCUGCAGUGCUAGGCUGGGGUACGAAACAGGUGCACACAGCUAACAUUGGAACAGUAGACGGUUAGCUGCAUCACAUCGAAAUACAAACACAGCGACAUUAAGUCCUUUUUCUGACAUCCCAGAGGGUCCAGGGAAUGUGUGUGACAUGAUGAUUUCAUCUGUCAUUAGAAGAAAGGUCUGCUCUUUCAGGUCAGGUCAGAUCAACUCUCAUCAGGCAUACCAUUCAUCUGAAACAGCUGUUGCAGUGAGACUGUCUGCUCUCUCUAGCAGGUGAAAGCGACACAUUCCACUGGCUGCUUUGAGGAAAUCUACAGGAAAAACUGGUUGAACGAGGAAGUCGUCUUAAAGGGUAAAACGGACACAAUGGUCAAUGUUCACCCCCACCGGGAGUCGAACUUGCCACCUCUCGACUUCCAAGCGCAACCACUACCAGCCACGCCAACGAAAAGCUAGCCAUAAAUCGAUGCGGGUGGCCUGUUACAUACCUGAGGAGUGAGUUUCACCGACUACACCGGCUACACAUAUACGAUAUGUGACAGGACUAUUUAAGCGGUAAACAUGUUAUUCUUAAGGCUUUUCACCGCACUUAGCCCAGGCCUAAGAGCAUUCUUUCAACCUUCCAAGCCCCAGGCUAACAAAGCGUUCACACUGGCACCAUCCUGGCACAUUCCCAAGUGGACUAACCCUGACUUUAGCCUCGGGAUUUCCUGCUUUGGCGCAGGGUUAGCCCGAAGUUUGCGGGGUUAUCUGCUGUAAAUCGACUAAACAGGGGGCUAAACGGUACCAGUGUGACAUGGGACUAACCCAGGGUCAACUCUGGGCCUAGAGCUAGGGUUAGCCCUGGACUGAGAAUAAACAAUUAACCCUAACCCAGUUAUAACUUUCAUUCCAAUGUGAUGACAUAACUAUAGUCUCCCCAAGCAGAAACAAUUGAUAGGUGAUUGGUUAUGAUUGUUAAGUAUUCAACAGAAAUACAAAUUUAUAAACAAGCUUAAAAA